Messenger RNA from Chelonoidis abingdonii (Abingdon island giant tortoise), 2741 nucleotides. Lineage: Eukaryota; Metazoa; Chordata; Testudines; Testudinidae. The record is from RefSeq and is a predicted model, not a curated record.
ACUGUAAGCAAAAAUAUUCCAACUGGUCUUGAUAGCUGGGUUGGCUCAUAGCAACCAUGAUUGUGAUGGCCGGCAGUAAUGCCCAGAACGGCCCAGAGCAGCAUAAUGAUGGCCUGAGGCAUCAUAGCCACAAUAGCACACAGUGCCCAUGAUGGCACACAGCACCCGCAAUGGCCUGCAGCAGGCGAGGCAAGUGCUUUCUAAACCUAGUGUAACAUUUCAAUGGCUACCCAGAUGACUGAUGGUCAUCGACGGUUCCUGCAGGUGCUGAUGUCUCAUGGAAUAAUGGAAGGGUCGGUGGCUAGAACGUUACACAGGGACUGCUGUGAAAUCCAUAAAGUCUACUAUGCUCACGAUAAACUGGAUGACUUCAUCAAUGUUGUUAACAUCCAUGUGCAGCCUUUCUUUAUGCAGAUCCGGAAAGGAAUGUCUGAAGACGAUGGGAGAACAUAUUACGCAUUGGUGAACCUGGCAGAAACUGAAAUAACUAAGAUGGCAUCUGACUAUACAGAAAAUGAGUUAGAAUUGUUCAGAAAAACUAUGGAUGUGAUCAUCAUAUCAGAAAGUGGCUUUGCAUCUUCCACAGAUAUUUUAAACCUGGCUGACCAACUUAAAACAAAGAAAAUGAAGAAAAAGGAAGCAGAGCAAGUGCUGCAAAAUUUGGUGCAGGAUAAGUGGCUCUCUGAACGAGAUGGGGAGUACACGUUGCACACUCGCUGCAUAAUGGAGAUGGAGCAAUACAUCCUCAGCAACUACCAAGACUUGGUGAGGAAAUGUAACAUCUGUCACAGCCUCGCCAUCCAGAGUCAAGUAUGUGAAACCUGUGGAAUUGGAAUGCACUUGCCUUGUGCUGGAAAAUAUUUCAAAGCUCAGACGGAACCACACUGUCCCCAUUGCAAUGAGUUUUGGCCACAUGAGAUUCCAGAAAUAAAUCGGCCAGAUUCCCAGUUGCCUUCAAGUGCCCUGAGGGAGAGGAGAAGAACCCCAUCCUCAGGAACAAGGCGGCAUUAGAAAGACCAGUUUCAGUUAGAGCAGCCAUUUUCUUUCGCUGUCUUACGGAUGCCCAAUUGCAGUUUACUUCAGCAUUAGUGUAAAAUGUGUCAUUCUGAAAGUAGGAAUGCCUAGGGAACAAAGUCAACUUUCUUUUUAUGGUUUGUUUUUACUCGGCUAAAAUCUUGCUAGAAGUUUGAAAAUAAAACUGUUGUGACUUUGGCCUCCCUGCUCAAAGGUCCUGCUUAGUUCCAGCACUGUUAAGAAGGUCAGCAUAGCUACAGUGGAGGCUGUCAUGGUAUGUGUACAUACCUAUCAUUAUUGCCAAAGGGGGGCAGGGAGGCAUUACACCUGUGUAGGAAUGGGAGAUUUGACUGCUGCUGCUUCAGUUGUGUAAGCUGAGCCACACACAGACCUUUAUACUGUGCCCAGUCUUGUUAAAUUAAAUGGGGCUCUGCCCAGGUGCCAGGGUUCCAUCUGCACAGGUCUGAACGUGCAGCUGGGACAGGAGAGCUCAGUGCAGAGGAGUUUGUGCAAAUCCUCCAAAAAUAAAACUUUUAAAAAGAGACAAGACCUAUUUAGACUUCCAUUUUAAACUGUUUUAAAAUCUGUAAAAUCAAUGAGGUUUGUCAACCAUUCUGUCAUCCUGGUUGAAUUCACUGAAGGUGCCUCUGACAGGGCUCAGUAUUAACAUCUCAUCCCCACCUAGGUCCAGCCCUUCUCUGAAAGGAUGCUUUUAAAUACAGUGUGAGUAUUCACAUACACAUUCAUUCUUCAUUGCUGCAACUCUGACAAAGAGGUGGUGCCAGAAGCACAUCUCAGGGUUUCCCAAGAUUUAAGAGCAUCUAUUAAGUCUCCUUUUAAUACCACGAUUUUGUGAUAAUUGUUGGUUAUAAUAAAUAAUGCUAAGUUAGCACUUCUGCUGCACCUUCACUUCUUGGCUCUAAGCACCUUCAGUCUCAGUUUCGCAGGCACAGAAGCAGGUGGGUAGUCUUUUCAGCCCAGAAUGCCAGAGAGUAGAAGUUGAGCAUCUCUUUCACAAUUCCUUCUUUAUAAUUGUUUUUACAUAAUACCUCAGAAAGUGGUUUAGUGUGGGAGAGGAGCCUAAUGGGAGUGAGCACCAGAUGAAGGAGCAGUCUCCAAACACCACGUACUGAUUCCUUCACUGGCUCACUGCACCAGAGCUCAUGCUGAAGCUUCAUUCUAAGCAAACACGCACUUGGGGUUUGCAUAACAGUGAGAGAGAACUCUGCGUUUGCAAUGAUUAGUAAUAUCAGGGCUUUAAUCAAGAAAAUGACAUCUUCAUUUCAUAUUUCCCCUGUGAGCAAAUGGGCUUUUUGUUAGAUCAGCAGAUGAGAAGUCACUGCAGUUAUAUAUUAAUGUAUUUCUCCAGCAGCUAUUUUUAAAAAAUCAUUUUAGAAUUGUCUGUUUCCUUACAAUGGCUUGGAAGGGAGAGAGGCACCAGACCCUGCCAGCUGCAACAGUGAGGAUAGUAAUGAAUUAACUGCUGGUGAGAAUAAAAGGAGUACAGUCCAUCUCCCCGCAAAAGGGAACAACAAGUACUACAGCUGAGCUCUGUAACUGAAUUAUAUAAUAAUCCUGGGUACUGCUCUUUCAGCCCUCAUUAGCAACAGACUUUACUGCGGGCUUGGCUCUUUUUUAUUAUCGGAGAUUUUGUAUAAAUGUUAUCCACCAUAAUGGAAGUCAUGGCUAUGCAACUAUUAUUAAAUUCAGAUGGAUGGUAAACUUAC